This is a messenger RNA of Toxoplasma gondii ME49, 1186 nucleotides long. RefSeq names its product diphthine synthase, putative. Lineage: Eukaryota; Apicomplexa; Conoidasida; Eucoccidiorida; Sarcocystidae. The transcript is spliced from 9 exons. Gene Ontology annotation, biological process: protein histidyl modification to diphthamide. Gene Ontology annotation, molecular function: diphthine synthase activity. The record is from RefSeq and is a predicted model, not a curated record. Bases 359 to 1186 code for a protein of 275 amino acids.
AGGCGCAAACGUCUCCUCGGUGCGAAUCACAAUUACGCACAUUUGCCCGGACUUACAUCUGUCUUCUACUGGGGUCUUUCCUUGUCAAACCGUGCCGCUGCAACUCCAAACUAGCUCGUUAGUGAGAUGCUGGCAAGGUUUUGACAAGAAUCGAGUUCUGCGACUGCAUCGUGGUACUUGACAAUCCCAGACUUGCAAGUUCAUACCUCUAAAAUAAAUUUUAUUGUUGACACCAGGCUACAUGUGGCGUGCGAGACUCUUCAUGCGCGAUACGCCCUAGUCGCACGGUCUAAUGACGAAGCUGUCGUCAACGCGUAACUGCCACUGAUAUCCCGAAAGGCCGCAAGGUUUAAGGAAAAUGGUGCUCAUUAUAGUCGGUCUGGGCCUCUCGGACGAGAAAGACAUAACUAUCAAAGGGCUCGAAGAGGUCAAAAAUGCAGAUUUCGUGUAUCUGGAGGCCUAUACUGCUGUACUAGGGGUCGGGCCCCCGAAGCUGGAGGAAUUUUUCGGGAAGAAAAUUAUUGAAGCUGACAGAACGUUCGUGGAGCAAGGAAGUGAUGAAAUGCUCGAACGAGCGCUUUCUUCAAAUGUUGCAUUCCUAGUCGUGGGAGAUCCCUUCUGCGCAACGACUCAUGCCGACCUAUACCUCCGCGCACGAAAGAAGAAUGUGACUGUCAGAGUUGUCCACAACGCUUCCAUCAUGAACGCUAUCGGCUCUUGUGGACUCCAGCUUUAUAGGUUCGGAGAGACCGUGUCCAUCCCCUUCUUUGAAGAGUCUUGGCGACCGGACAGCUUUUACAUGAAGAUCAAGAAGAACAAAGAAGCAGGCUUCCAUACACUCUGUCUUCUGGAUAUCAAAACGAAGGAGCAGAGUGUGGAAAAUAUGAUGAGAGGACGACAAAUCUAUGAGCCACCUAGGUUCAUGAGUGUGGAAGCAGCUGUGCGACAGUUGCUUGAGGUUGAGGACAAGCUCGGUGGAAAAGUCUGCCCGAGAGAUGCGAAGGCUUUCGGCUUGGCUAGAAUCGGAGCUCCAUCCCAGCAGAUAACAUCAGGCACCCUAGAGGAACUGCUUUCUGUCGACUUUGGUCCCCCUCUUCAUUCGUUGGUUAUUUGUGCUCCAACGCUCCACGAGAUGGAAAGAGAAUUCUUCGAGUUGUUCAGCGGCAAGUCUGCUGCCAAGGUUUAG